Messenger RNA from Coffea arabica (coffee), 666 nucleotides. NCBI's taxonomy places the organism in Eukaryota, Viridiplantae, Streptophyta, Magnoliopsida, Gentianales, Rubiaceae. The record is from RefSeq and is a predicted model, not a curated record.
AGUAGCAGUUUUCCCCGCGUUAUAAGCAGAAACUGAUGAGAACGGAAACUCCAUGGUUGCUUUUUUCUCCCUUAGAAUUUGAGAAUUCCCCCAAGGAUGGAGGCGUCUAAGAGUAGUUACGAUGGCAUCAACGAAGCUUAUCGCCCAAUCCCUUCUCUUAACUUGGCUUUUAUGUUGGUUUGGCUCCUCUCUGCAGCUUGUUGGACCAUCAACACUUACAAAAACCGCCAUUUUCAGACGAAUAAAUUGCAAUGGACACUGACCGCUGUUCCAUUAAUUAAAGCUUUGCAGCUGACCUUAUCUUUUCUCUUCUGGUACUCGUGCUUUUAUCUUCAAGUAUGCUCUUUAUGGAUGUCUUUUGGUGUCUUUGUAACUGGAGUGCUCUUUCAGACUGUAACUUUUGUGUUGUUCCUCCUGAUUUCUCAUGGAUAUUGCAUCACAUAUGAGCGUCUUUCCAUUAUCGAGCGGAGAACAACAGCUGCUCUUGGGUGUGUCUUUUACUUGACUCUUGUUGGUUAUCGAGCAUCCGUACCUUACUUCUCAGCUCUUAUGCUGCUAAACUAUUUCGUGUCCUUCUAUAUGAUAUUCCGCCACAUAUCCCAGAACUUGUUGUUACUACGGGAAUCUCUCAAAAAUAAUAUAUUAUUAUUUUUUGCACAUUUGUAG